Molecule: messenger RNA, 2375 nt
Organism: Cyprinus carpio (common carp)
Lineage: Eukaryota; Metazoa; Chordata; Actinopteri; Cypriniformes; Cyprinidae
Gene: cog6
Product: conserved oligomeric Golgi complex subunit 6-like
Exons: 20
Coding region: 68-2041 (657 amino acids)
Biological process (GO): intra-Golgi vesicle-mediated transport
Cellular component (GO): COG complex
Source: RefSeq, a predicted model, not a curated record
AACCUCUUGUUGUUGCAGUGGGACGUUUUUCUGGUUACUCAAAACAGCUUCCUGGAGGUUGACGUGGAUGUUGAUAAUGGCAGACACUAAAGCAGAGCUGUCAAUUGAUGCUUCAAACCUUCACACCUCUAACAGCAGCGGGAAUGCGUCCUCACAGCCCAACAACCCUCUAUCCAGAAAACUCAACAAGAUCCUGGAGACCAGGCUGGAUAAUGACAAGGAGAUGCUGGAAGCAUUGAAAUCUCUCUCUGUGUUUUUCACUGAGAACAGUCUGAGAACCAGGAGGAACCUCAGAGGAGACAUAGAGAGACGCAGCCUUUCUAUCAAUGAAGAGUUUGUACGGAUAUUUAAAGAAGUGAAGGAGGAACUAGAGAGUGUUCAUGAAGAUGUUCAGGCCAUGAGCUCCUGCUGUGAAGAAAUGACCAACAGGUUGAAGGCAGCCAAAGAACAAACCCAGGAUUUGAUUGUGAAAACCAACAAACUUCAGGGAGAGAAUCAACGGUUGGAGGUUCGAGCUCAGGUGGCCCAGGCAUUCCUGACAAAGUUCCAGCUGUCUGCCACUGAGAUGGCAACAUUACGUUCCGCACGAGAUGGUCCCAUCACUGAGGACUUCUUCAGAGCACUGAACCGUGUGAAGAACAUCCAUGAAGAUGUGAAGGUCUUACUGAGGACUAACCAGCAAACGGCAGGACUGGAGAUCAUGGAGCAGAUGGCUGUGUUACAGGAGACCGCAUACGAGCAGCUCUAUCGCUGGGCUCAGAAUGAGUGCAGAGGGUUGACUCAGGAAACAUGUGAUAUUCCGCCAGUGUUGAGUCAAGCUAUGGAAUCUCUCCAGGAUCGUCCUGUUCUUUAUAAGUACACACUGGAUGAGUUUGGAACAGCUCGGCGGUCUGCCGUGGUCCGAGGCUUUAUCGACGCCCUGACCCGCGGAGGAAUGGGCGGCACCCCAAGACCCAUAGAGAUGCACUCUCAUGAUCCAAUGAGGUAUGUUGGGGACAUGUUGGCAUGGCUCCACCAAGCCACAGCCUCAGAGAAGGAGCACCUGGAAGCCUUGCUCAAGCAAGUUACAGUGCAAGGGGUUGAAGAAAACAUGCAGGAAGUAGUUGGCCACAUCACUGAAGGAGUGUGCAGACCACUCAAGGUGCGAAUUGAGCAGGUUAUCAUUGCAGAGCCCGGUGCUGUUCUUCUGUAUAAACUUUCCAACCUGCUCAAGUUCUACCAUCACACUAUCAGUGGUAUCAUGGGUACCAGUGUUUCCUCUCUGUUGAUGACCAUUGAUGAGAUGCACAUGCUCAGUAAGAAGAUGUUCUUCAACAGCCUUAGUCUUCACGCCAGUCGCCUCAUGGAUAAAGUAGAACUUCCACCUCCUGAUCUGGGUCCCACUGCCUCCCUUACUCAGACUCUGUCUCUCCUUAGGGAGGUUUUGGCCUCCCAUGAUUCAUCAGUUCUGCCUCUUGAUGCCCGUCAGGCUGACUUUGCACAGGUAUUGUCCUGCAUCCUUGACCCAUUGCUGCAGCUUUGCACGGUAUCAGCCAGUAACCUGGGCACAGCAGAUAUGGCCACCUACAUGGUGAACUCCCUAUACAUGAUGAAGACCACACUAGCGCUCUUUGAGUUCACAGACAAACGCUUAGAAAUGCUGGAGUUUCAGAUUGAGGCUCACUUGGAUACUCUAAUCAAUGAGCAGGCAUCUUUUGUGCUGACCAGAGCUGGGCUUAGUCACAUCUACAGCUGUGUCCAGCAGCACACUGCAGAGCAGGGUCCAUUGGCCAACCUCCCUGGAAUGGACAGCACAUCCUUAAAAACAUCCAUGGUCCAGUUUGACCGUUAUUUGGCCUCUCCUGAUACGCUUGUGAUGCCGCAACUCAACUUCCUGCUCAGUGCUGCUAUCAAGGAGCAGAUCUUCAAACAGUCCACAGAGCUGGUGUGCCGUGCGUAUGGAGAGGUGUACAAAGGUGUCACCAACCCUACAAACGCCUAUAAAGAUGCAGAGUCUGUCCUGCACAGAACCCCACAGCAGAUUUCUCAAAUGUUGCUCUGAGGACGCUGCUGUUUGCCUGAGGAAAGGAGAGGACAGCUCACACUGAGAAAAAUAUUUGUUUUUCCUUCCCAUGUGAAUGGAGAUCUAAACUAGCAAGCCCAGGAAAGCAAACUAUAGACCAUUUCAUUGCCACAUACAGAUUCACAUGCACUGAAAUACACAUACAGUAAUUUCAUUAUAUACACAGGGGCUUUUUGGUUCACCACCACAGAGGCCUGAUAUGACUCGGCUUCAGUCGGUGAUCAGAAACAGGCUCUUUCUUUCUUCCCUUUAAAUCAUAUAUAUAUAUAUAUAUGUUUUUUAAACUGCAUUAAAAUACACACUUAAAAGUUCA